AUGAAGUUCUCAGCUGUCUUCCUGGCCGUGUUUGCCCUGGGCAUUACCACCCAUGCCGCCAUUGAUGACAAUGGCACCGACGACGCACGUUCUUGUCUGCGUAAAAGAGCACCAGAGCAAUUCGAGUGUGUUGGAGGAAACUAUAUAUCAGUGUGGAAGAACGGUGCAUGGACUUGCUGCGAGCUCGAAUACUAG
Messenger RNA from Penicillium arizonense, 195 nucleotides. RefSeq lists its product as uncharacterized. The coding region runs from base 1 to 195 and encodes 64 amino acids. The record is from RefSeq and is a predicted model, not a curated record. Lineage: Eukaryota; Fungi; Ascomycota; Eurotiomycetes; Eurotiales; Aspergillaceae. The transcript has 3 exons.